GCGCCGCCUGGCCCGUGGCGGGGAUGGUGCUGUGCAGCCUGGCCGCCUCCCUGGUCUCAGCGGACGAAGACUGCCUGUGGUACCUGGACAAGAAUGGCUCGUGGCACCGUGGCUUUGACUGCGAGUUCUCCUUUUGCUGCGGCAAUUGUUACCACCGCUACUGCUGCAUUGACCCCAUGAGGCUCAUCACAGAGCGGCAGCAAAAGCACUGCCUCGCCUUCAGCCCCAAGACCAUCGCUGGUAUUGCCUCUGCUGUGGUCCUCUUCAUUGCUAUCGUUACCACCAUCGUCUGCUGUUUCAUGUGCUCCUGCUGCUACCUGUACCAGAGACGGCAGCACAUGCGGACACCCUUUCAAGGCCAGGAGAUCCCACUGUCCAGCUACCCAGCUCAGCCCCCAGUUAUGUACCAUAUGGAUCCCAAAGCAGGACCCAUACCUCCACAACCAAACUAUGCACCAGUGGCUGUUUAUCCACCCACAGCCCCCUCUGCACAUUAUCCGAUGUAUCCAGCAGGCCCCCCACAGUACAACCCAUCAGCACCUCCUCCCUACGUCCCUUCACAGCCAAUGUACCCUGGAGCCUGAGGAGACCAGAGAGAGACUAGAAUGCGUGAUGGUGCAUUGACUGUAUGAAACCAAUGUAAGGUUGUGCUUAACAACACUCAACAAACUGGAUCAUUCUGUAUCAGUGACCUGCUUUCAUCAUUACUUACCAGUCUGCCAGUGGUUGUGUUGUCUGCAAAAUUAUCCAGCAAUGAUAUUAUUGUUUCUUCUGUAUCAUCAGUAGAGAUCUAGAAUAGCUUUGGGCCAGGAUCAGACCCCUGCAGGACCCCAUAGGAAACGUUCUCACUGGUUCAAGUUCUUCAUUAACAAUAAUAUUGUGAGAUCUGGCAGAGGGCUGGGUAGUUUUGCACCUUACAGACUGACUAAAGCAGAGAUGCAUAAGGUUUCAUUGAUCUACCAAUAGUCUAUUUUCCAUCCAUUUAACAUGGACUGUAACAACUUUGUAUUGUACUGUUUUUUAAUCAGAAUAUUGGUCUAAUUAAAAGGUGGUACUGAGUUAGACUCCUUACAGAGAUCAAUAAAUACCUAAAUUUGUAAUCCCAGUAAAGAACUACCAUAUUUGUUUGACAAGACCAAUUUUCCAUGAAAAUCAGUUGAAUAAUGUUAACUUAAUACCUCUUGUUUCUUUAUUGAUAGGAUCCUGUAUCAGCUGUUCCAUGCUUUUGUCCAGGAUCAGUGUUAAGCUAACCAGCCUAUGGGCAUCAGGAUUGUUCUGUUUUGUUUUUUUUUAAGGAUCAGCAUAUCAGUUUUCUGGAGUUGUUAAAAAAUUAACAUUAGCAAUUUGGAGAACUCCACGGCCAACUCCUUUAAAACUCUUGGGUGCAAUGUAUCUGGACCUGCUGAUUUAAAUUUAUGUAACACAAGUAGAUGGUAUUUAACUUUUCUUCUUAA
Alligator sinensis (Chinese alligator) is the source of this 1454-nucleotide messenger RNA. RefSeq names its product shisa family member 4 (gene SHISA4). NCBI's taxonomy places the organism in Eukaryota, Metazoa, Chordata, Crocodylia, Alligatoridae. Bases 24 to 584 code for a protein of 186 amino acids. The record is from RefSeq and is a predicted model, not a curated record. The transcript is spliced from 6 exons.